Molecule: messenger RNA, 934 nt
Organism: Nicotiana tabacum (common tobacco)
Lineage: Eukaryota; Viridiplantae; Streptophyta; Magnoliopsida; Solanales; Solanaceae
Product: early nodulin-like protein 17
Cellular component (GO): plasma membrane
Molecular function (GO): electron transfer activity
Source: RefSeq, a predicted model, not a curated record
UAUUUCCAAAAAAAACACUUAAAAAAAUACAGCUUAGCUAAGAAACUCUAGAGUGUGCGAGUACUACUGUAGCAAUGGAGGUGGUGGGAAGGAGGAGCUUCGGUUGGCCGACAAUGGCGGUGUUGCUAACAUGCGCCUUGUUGGUGAUGGUACCUGAAGUCUACUCGGUUCGGUACAUUGUGGGAUCGAGAAUGGGAUGGACUGGCAAUGUCAAUUACACUAAUUGGGCUAAGGACAAACAUUUCUACAACGGCGACUGGCUUUAUUUUGUCUAUGACAGGAACCAGGCGAGUGUGCUUGAGCUAAACAAGACCAACUACGAGAACUGCAUUACAGAUCAUCCUCUCCACAAUUACACCACUGGAGCAGGAAGGGACGUGGUUCCACUUAAUGUGACGAAGACCUACUAUUUCGCUAGUAGUGGAGGAUUCUGCUACGGAGGCAUGAAAGUGGCUAUUCAUGUGGAAAAAGCACCUCCACCACCAAAAGCCGCUCAAGUACGCAGCGGUUCAACAAAUGUGCUCACCUCUUUUACAGGGCAAAUACUGGUACCAGCUCUUUUUGCAACUUCUGCUGUGUGGAAUGCAUUUCUUCGACUCUGGUAGGAGGAUGGUCAAUUGUCCAAAAACGUUGGAUGGUUAAGACAAUUAGUUAAACUAAAGUGUCAAGAAAGUGUUUUAGUUUUGUCUUGCGUGUGUUUGUAUUUUCUUUUUUCUUGAAAGUUACCAUUUUUCUUUUCGCUACUGCCAUCAUCAUUUGACCUGAAAAUCAAUUUUUUAUUUCAGAUCAAAUUGGUGGGGUUCAUUUGAAAAAUUUGUUUAUUUAUGUUUUACCUAAACAACUGUACCAAAUAUUUCUUCGGAGAAAUUGAUUGCGUGGAUCACGGAGGUCUUUCAUGUUACUGGUUUUGAAUGAAUGCAUUGGUCUCUUAAUC